Pogonomyrmex barbatus (red harvester ant) is the source of this 1085-nucleotide messenger RNA. Its product is annotated as motile sperm domain-containing protein 1. Lineage: Eukaryota; Metazoa; Arthropoda; Insecta; Hymenoptera; Formicidae. Gene Ontology annotation, cellular component: cytoplasm. The record is from RefSeq and is a predicted model, not a curated record.
CAUAAUACGCAUGCGCGAGAAAGCGGUUCUAAUAGCAACACUGGUGCGCAGAGCAUAAACCUCCUCAAUUUGACAAUCAGCCAAGCACAGCUAAGUCAGCCGAUGUCGUUACGCUGUUCAAAGGAGGGGUCGCGAAAAUUCAAAGAUUUAUUAUAAAUUUUCAUUGAUUUUAUGAUCACGGAAAUUGAGUGUAUGGGUAGCUUAAAAUCAAGAAAACACAAUGACAUCGAUGAUAUCAACACCACGGAAGUUACCAAUCUUUGUGUUUCCACAAAGCAUUACGUUUUAUUUAGACGAUCAGUCCACUCACAAGCAAGUGUUAACUUUGUAUAACCCAUAUGAAUUUCCUGUAAAAUUUAGAGUUCUAUGUACUGCACCAUACAAAUAUCAGGUGGUUGAUCCAGAAGGUGUAAUAAAAGCUAGUUCUUGCGUUGAUAUUGUGGUUCGACAUACAGCAUUAUUGGCAAGUAACUGCAAUGUGAUUGACAAAUUUAGGAUACAUAUGCAAGAGUAUCCUACUAAACAGGUAAUUGGUAAGAGAGACGUAGAAGCCAAACUUCUCGCUGGAGUGAUGGAUACAGCUGGAAGAGCAACGCCAGAUCCAGAUGUGUUUCAACAACUUCCGAUAAAUGAAAAUAGGCAACAAGAAUCUUAUGCGCUUAUAAGCCGAAAUAAAACGAUAGAUAGAGGUACAAAUUACGUAGCACUUAUCACAGGAAUUGUAUGCAUAAUUGGAUUGCUUUUACCCACUGAAGGCGAAAAAAAUCAUAGGUUGCCCGAUUAUCUUCAUCUCUCUGUGAAUUUUAAAUUAAUAUUCUCAUUUGUACUAGGUAAGCAUCAGGUAUGGUGGCAAAUAUCGUUUUAGGGCUAUAAUUGAUUUUUUAUACGAAAGAUAACUUUAUAGGAUAACAGGAUAGGAUAACAUAAGAUAAAAGCGCAAUUAAUAUAAGACUUGGGCCUCCUUUCUUAUGAAGUAUAUUCAAUUCUAGUCUAUAAUGGAACUUUAAUAUUGUAUCAAUUGAAUAUUGAUAUUUACUUUUUUUAAAUAAUUAUAUUAUAAUUUUAUAAAUACGUAUUAUAAUUAU